CUUUAAGAAGCGCGCGUCGUUUGAUGACGUGAAUGUCGCGCGCCCACAAUGUGUGGAGACGCUCCACGUGGUGCUGAGACGGAAGUUACACUGGGUGAGAGCAGAGUGGGUUGAACGCAACUAAAGGAUGUCGUUCAGAGGGAGAGGAGGCUUUAACAGAGGAGGAGGAGGAGGAAGGGGCGGUGGUGGUUAUGGAGGAAGAGGAGGUGGCCGUGGAGGUUAUGGACAGGGUGGUGGACGAGGUGGGUUUGGAAGAGGAGGAGGACGUGGAGGCUUCAACAGAGGAUAUGACCAAGGACCUCCUGAGAGUGUUGUUGAGGUUGGGGAGUUUAUGCAUCCGUGCGAAGAUGAUGUGGUGUGUAAAUGCAUUACACAGGAAAACAGAGUGCCUUAUUUUAAUGCCCCGAUAUACCUUGAGAAUAAAGAGCAGAUUGGAAAAGUGGAUGAGAUAUUUGGGCAGCUAAGAGACUUUUAUUUUUCUGUUAAACUCUCUGAAAACAUGAAAGCAUCUUCAUUUAAGAAAUUACAAAAGUUUUUCAUUGAUCCAGCAAAGCUGCUUCCACUACAAAGAUUUCUGCCUCGGCCUCCUGGUGAGAAAGGUCCUCCCAGAGGAGGUGGUCGAGGUGCAGGAAGAGGUGGAGGGCGUGGCAGAGGAGGAGGUGGCUUCAGAGGUGGAAGAGGUGGUGGAUUUGGAGGUGGAAGAGGCGGUGGAUUUGGAGGUGGAAGAGGUGGUGGAUUUGGAGGUGGAAGAGGUGGUGGAGGUGGUUUCCGAGGAAACCGCGGUGGAGGACGUGGCUUUCGAGGAGGACAUUAGAUUGCUGUUAAUCCUUUACCUGCAUGACCGCCUCUUGAUUUCCUAUCAUUUGGAAUAAAGUUGGAGUUAAUGGCCACGUUCUAUUUUAUUUUUGAAAUGAGACUUGCUGUUCAGCAUUGCCAGUAUAAUCAGAAAGAGGACUCUGCAGCAAUGUUGGAGAUCUACUUACCUAGACAACAUCAUUGAGAAGAUUUGUGGACCAGAAUCUGUUUUUAUGUCUGCUGACUUGAAAUCCCUUUCUUAUAAUAAUUGGACUGGGUAGGGUGUUUCCCAGCAAAGUACUGUAUUAUUGUGAUUGUAACACCACACAGAAGAACAUAUAGGAUUAAGCUAUUUGCCAGAUGCACAAGUAGCAUUGCUCCCGAUGUGCUGAUUAGGAUAUCUGCAUAAAAUGUGCCUGUGUGUAUACCUCAAUAAAUGUUCAGCCCAAAA
This is a messenger RNA of Xenopus laevis (African clawed frog), 1246 nucleotides long. It is a transcript of the gene gar1.S, whose product is annotated as GAR1 homolog, ribonucleoprotein S homeolog. Gene Ontology annotation, cellular component: nucleolus; box H/ACA snoRNP complex. NCBI's taxonomy places the organism in Eukaryota, Metazoa, Chordata, Amphibia, Anura, Pipidae. The coding region runs from base 128 to 814 and encodes 228 amino acids. The transcript is spliced from 7 exons. Gene Ontology annotation, molecular function: box H/ACA snoRNA binding. The record is from RefSeq and is a predicted model, not a curated record. Gene Ontology annotation, biological process: snoRNA guided rRNA pseudouridine synthesis; pseudouridine synthesis; ribosome biogenesis.